AUGGCGCUAAUUUGCAAAUAUUUCACAUUUGGCGUUUUGUACCUGAUACUAUUAUUCAAAAAUUCACAGUGCGGCGGAGAUGGUUUUUUUAAAAUGUAUUCGAUUCAACAAAAUCCACCGGAUCCAUGUUACGACGAUAAUAAACCGAAAAAAUGCGUACCGGAUUUCGUUAACGCCGCAUUUGAAAAACCCGUGCAAGCAUCGAGCGUUUGCGGUGUGACGUCACCGGUCAGGUAUUGCGACGUACCGGACAUACCGGGAACGAGUAAUUGUCACAUAUGUGACGAUACGGUACCGAAAAAACGACACCCGGCAUCGUAUUUAACGGAUUUGAAUAAUCCGAGCAACGUGACGUGUUGGAGAUCCGAACCGCAAUUGACUCCAUCGUCACCCAACAGCCCACCUGACAACGUCACGUUCAUACUUCCGCUUGGUAAAAAAUACGAAUUAACUUACGUAAGUUUGCAAUUUUGUCCGCAAGCAUUAAAACCCGAUUCGAUCGCAAUAUAUAAAAGCAUGGAUUACGGUAAAACGUGGCAGGCCCUUCAAUUUUACUCCGGACAGUGUAAGAAAGUUUACGGAAGAUCAAACAGAGCAAUCAUAACGAAAGCAAACGAACAAGAAGCACUUUGCACGGAUUCCCACAGGUUCCACGCAGAAAAUACAAAAUCGGUCAUUAACAGAAUCGCAUUUAGUACUCUGGAAGGUAGGCCGAGUGCAAACGAUUUCGACAACAGUCCCGUUUUGCAAGAUUGGGUCACAGCAACGGACAUAAAAGUAACGUUUAAUCGUUUGCAUUUUCCACAAAUAAAAGACGACAAUCUAAACGAACCUCUUUUGGAAAAGAAUAGAAAAGAUGAUAGGAAAUCAAACAUGGAUUUGAAAAGAGGUUACGACGACAAAAGAAUAUCAUACGAUGACGACGAAGAUGACGACGACAACGACGAUCUCGAAGAAAAAUUAAACAUGAAUUUAAAUUUAAACAAAAUACCGAAUCAAACGAAACUUCCCUCUGGAACCAUGCAAAACCAAAUGCAAAAACACGGAUCGGGAAACGAACCUGGAUUGAAAUCCCAAAUCGACAUGAAUUCAAACGGUAUCCCUAAAUUUAUCGGGCCGAUGAACUUACACACAUCGCCGCUAAUAACAAACAAUCUCGUGACUUCUACAACAACAACCACGAUGACUUAUCAGUAUUCCGUAUCGGAUUUCGCUGUCGGUGGCAGAUGCAAAUGCAACGGUCACGCUAGUAGAUGCAUUCCAACGGGUCGUGAUGGUCAACUCACGUGCGAUUGUAAACAUAAUACGGCUGGAAGGGAUUGCGAACGUUGCAAACCGUUUUUUUUCGAUCGUCCAUGGGGAAGAGCAACAGAACGUGAUGCCAACGAAUGCAAGGCUUGCAAUUGUAAUCAACAUUCGAAAAAAUGUCGGUUCAAUAUGGAAUUGUAUAAAUUAUCGGGAAGAGUGAGCGGAGGUGUUUGUCUCAAAUGCAGGCAUUUUACCGCCGGAAGAUUUUGUCAUUAUUGUAAAGAAGGUUAUUAUAGAGAUCCUACGAAACCGAUAACUCAUAGGAAAGCUUGUAAAGCAUGCGAUUGUCAUCCCAUCGGUGCAUCUGGAAAAACAUGCAAUCAAACAACCGGACAAUGUCCGUGUAAAGAUGGCGUCACGGGUGUUACUUGUAAUAUGUGUGCCAAAGGAUAUCAACAGAGCAGAAGUCAAAUAGCUCCCUGCAUAAAAAUUCCAAAAGUACAUCAAACACAAGCGACGGAAGGUGAAGAUCCAGAUGAUGAUACCGGAUCAGGAAACGGAAGAGAUCAGUGUGGAAAAUGCAGAGCAGGAACAAGAAGACUGAAUCUCAAAAAAUAUUGCAAAAAGGAUUACGGUAAUUAUCCCACAAUACAAGAAAGAGAAACAGUUGGAGAAUGGGUGAAAUUUACGGUAAACGUACAAUCGGUUUACAAAAAAGCAAGAGAUUCAAAUUUGAAAAGAGGAAAUACACUAUUGUGGGCUCACAUAAACGAUUUAACGUGUAAAUGCCCAAAAAUCAAAACUAACAAGUCGUAUUUAGUUCUUGGAAAAGAAUUAGAUGGUGAUCAUCAAGGUUUGACAGUGAGUAGAAAAUCAAUAGUUAUAGAAUGGAAAGAUGAAUGGCAUAGAAGAAUGAAAAGAUUUCAAAGGAGAGCAAGAAAAUGCAAAUAA
Pediculus humanus corporis (human body louse) is the source of this 2199-nucleotide messenger RNA. Its product is annotated as Netrin-1 precursor, putative. The coding region runs from base 1 to 2199 and encodes 732 amino acids. Gene Ontology annotation, molecular function: protein binding. Lineage: Eukaryota; Metazoa; Arthropoda; Insecta; Psocodea; Pediculidae. The record is from RefSeq and is a predicted model, not a curated record. The transcript is spliced from 8 exons.